GAAGGCCCGGGUCCCAGGGAAGGCGGCGGUCACGGCGUCACCGCAGCCGAGAUGGACACGGCGAUCGCCGAGGAAGGCUUCUCGUCCGUGUAUCCGACCAGGCUGGCCCCGUUCACGCUGCUCAUGCAGAGCGCGAAAAGCCGGCUGUACACCGCGGUGGCGUGCGUCGUGCUCUACCACGCGUUCCUGCUGUUCGCCAUCGCCCGCCACUGGUCCGAGGGUCCCGACCUGUGCCACCCCGUGUGGCUGCUGGCCCUGGCCACGCUCCUGGUGCUCCUGUUCGCGGUCGGCCGGGUGCUGCUGAAGCGCUACGCGACCACCAUCAUGGCCUGGGCGGACGCGCUGCGAUACCGCGAGAGGAUGCCCACGGUGUGGCUGACCAUCCUGGUGGUCGGCGUCUGCCUGCUGGUGUACGACGCGCGCGAGCGCCUCUCCCGGCUAGCCUCCCUGGGCGGCAUCGCGGUGCUCCUCGGCGUCGCCUACGCACUCUCCAGCAGCCGGAAAACCAUUCCGUGGCUGGUGCUGGCGCGCGCUCUGGUGCUCCAGUACGUGGCGGCGGCGCUGAUGCUGCGCUGGCCGGCGGGCCGGAUCCUGGUCGUGUGCCUGUCGCAGCACAUCAGGCGUUUCUUCAAGCACGCGUCCGGAGGGAGCGAAUUCCUGUUCGGGUACCUGGCCGCCGGCGCCAACUUGUCCGUGUCCGGAGGAGGCGGCGUUCUGAUGCUCGCCAACGGGCGCAACGACACGUCCACGCUCCUGCCCAUACUGGCGUUCAGCGCGAUGCCAGUGAUCUUCUACGUGGGCUUCUGCGUGAACGUGCUCUACUACUGGGGCAUCAUGCAAGCCAUCGUCUCCCGGCUGGGCGGAUUCCUGAACCAAGUAGUCGGCUCCACCGCCUGCGAGUCCAUAUGCGCCGCCGGGAACCUGCUACUCGGACCGGAGCAGUCGACGCUGAUGCUGCACCCGUACCUGCCGCACGUCACCAAAGCCGAGCUCCACUGCUUCCUGACGUCGGGCUUCGCCAGCAUGUCAUCCGUCAUGCUCGGAUCGUACAUCACGCUCGGAGUGGACACGCAGCACCUGGUCACUGCGGCUGUGCUGGCUGCGCCGUCGUCGCUGCUCUUCUCCAAGCUGCUGUUCCCGGAAACGGAGGAGCUGCGCGUGGUCACCGUGCGCAUUUACACGCACAGCAGCACGGACACCAGUAUGCUGGAGGCGGGUGCCAAGGGCGCCAUAGCGUGCCUAGCCCUAGUCGGGGGCAUCCUCGCCAACAUCGUGGCCUUCAUGGCGUUCAUCCACUUUCUCAACGCCAUCUUCCGGUGGGCCGCCGAAAUUAUGGGCCUGAGGGACGUCACGUUCGAGAAUGUGCUGGGCCGGGCGUUCACCCCACUGGCACUGAGCAUGGGCGUGCCGUGGCAAGACUGCGCCGACGUGGGCGAAGUUAUCGGCAUCAAGGUGGUGGCCAACGAGUUCAUCGCCUACCAAUCGCUGCUCGCCAAAAAGCUCGACGCCCGCUCCGCGAUGCUGGCCACGUACGCGCUGUCUGGCUUCGGCAACCUGUGUUCAAUGGGCGUCAUGCUGGGCAGCCUGGCCGCGCUGUGUCCGCGUCGCCUGUCCGACGCCUCCGAGUUGGCCUUCCGAGCCCUGUGGGCCGGCUGCUCGGCAAGCAUACUCAGUGCCUGCGUAGCCGGCAGCCUCACCGACACAUGAGACCUGGAAGAACGCUUGCUUCAAUAAAUGUUUGUUAAAUGCUUUUCACCAAUCUCAUCACAGAAGACGAAGACCAUCACAUUCACUUCGCGAAGCAUUCUCGUGCAUAAUUGUUUAUUGCGAUUUUUAC
Messenger RNA from Dermacentor andersoni, 1837 nucleotides. RefSeq lists its product as uncharacterized. Gene Ontology annotation, cellular component: plasma membrane. Gene Ontology annotation, biological process: nucleoside transmembrane transport. Gene Ontology annotation, molecular function: nucleoside:sodium symporter activity. Lineage: Eukaryota; Metazoa; Arthropoda; Arachnida; Ixodida; Ixodidae. The record is from RefSeq and is a predicted model, not a curated record.